UACAGGCCUGACCUCAGUUGUUCCAGGGUAAAGAAUUUGGGCAGUGCCCACACCCACGCUGUUGGAUAACAUUUCUUCACCAUACCAGUGAGGGUGAAUGUGUACACGCCCAGCUUCCUGCCUGUUACUCUCCACAGUAUGCGAAGAAUAUCCCUGACUUCUCGCCCUGUGCGCCUUCUUUUGCUUCUACUGUUGCUACUAAUAGCCUUGGAGAUCAUGGUUGGUGGUCACUCUCUUUGCUUCAACUUCACUAUUAAAUUAUUGUCCAGACCUGGACAGCCCUGGUGUGAAGCGCAGGUCUUCUUGAAUAAAAAUAUUUUCCUUCAGUACAACAGUGACAACAACAUGGUCAAACCUCUGGGCCUCCUGGGGAAGAAGGUAAAUGCCACCAGCACUUGGGGAGAAUUGACCCAAAUGCUGGGAGAAGUGGGGCGAGACCUCAGGAUGCUCCUUCUUGACAUCAAACCCCAGAUAAAGACCAGUGGUCCUUCCACUCUGCAAGUCGAGAUGUUUUGUCAACGUGAAGCAGAACGAUGCACUGGUGCAUCCUGGCAGUUCGCCAUCAAUGGAGAGAAAUCCCUCCUCUUUGACGCAAUGAACAUGACCUGGACAGUAAUUAAUCAUGAAGCCAGUAAGAUCAAGGAGACAUGGAAGAAAGACAGAGGGCUGGAAAAGUAUUUCAGGAAGCUCUCAAAGGGAGACUGCGAUCACUGGCUCAGGGAAUUCUUAGGGCACUGGGAGGCAAUGCCAGAACCGACAGUGUCACCAGUAAAUGCUUCAGAUAUCCACUGGUCUUCUUCUAGUCUACCAGAUAGAUGGAUCAUCCUGGGGGCAUUCAUCCUGUUAGUUUUAAUGGGAAUUGUUCUCAUCUGUGUCUGGUGGCAAAAUGGCAGAAGAUCCACCUAGAGGUGAUACCACGGCGGCGCAGAGUUGUUCACCUGUGGUCCUCGAUCGCUGACAGCCUUGGCUCCCACUGCUGUGUGUUCCCUGAGUCCAGUGGAGGCGGAGCCUGCAAUGAGACGAGAUCGCGCCUCUGCACUCCAGUCUUGGCAACAGAGCAAGACUCAGUCUCAAAAAAAAAAAAUUUUUUUCAGUACAUCUUUUUUAAAAGAUAGGGCUGGGCACAGCAGCUCACAUCUAUAAUCCCAACACUUUGGGAGGCCUAGGCAGGAGGAUCACUUGAGCCCAGGAAUCUGAAGCUGCAGUGAGCCUUUGCUCGUGAGAUUGUGGACCUAUGAUCCUACCACCAGCCCACCUGGUUCUAACACCCCCUCCUCUAUGUGUGAGAGGGAGAGAAGAAAAGUGAGGGAGAAAAGAGAGAUAAGCAAAGAACAGAGAGGAAAAAUGGAAAAUAAGAGGAAAUUGGGGGAAUUAAACAGAGGGGAGGGCAUGGAUCCCCGGGAGUUAGAAGAGUAGCAGCUUGUGGAUUACUAUGCAGUGGAGGAAGAAGAGUUGUUGGAAAUUAUUUGAGAGGUAGUAUAAUCAUUUGUGAGGCAGUUUUCUGCAUUCACCAUUUCUCACAGACUAAGUCACUCAUAAGCAAACGUGCAAUUCACAUUACACUGAAAUUCUUCCCUAAUACAUCAUUUGCAUUGGAAUAAAGUACGGUUUUCAAACAACCUGAUAUAGCAGAACUGACUGUAUAAAUUAUGUGAGCACAGUGCAAGUAAUUCUUUUUUUGUUUGUUUGUUUGUUUUUUUGAGACAGAGUCUCACUCUAUCUCCCAGGCUGGAGUGUAGUGGUGCAAUCCCGGCUCACUGCAACCUCGAUCUCCCAGGCUCAAGCGAUUCCCCUGCCUUAGCCUCCUGAGUAGCUGGGAUUACAGGCAUGUGCCACCACGCCCGGCUAAUUUUUGUAUUUUUAGUAGAGACGGGGUUUCACCCUGUUGGCCAGGCUGGUCUCGAACUACGGACCUCAGGUGAUCUGCCCCCCUCGGCCUCUCAAAGUGCUGGGAUUAUAGCAUGAGCCACUGAGCCCAGACACAAGUAGUUCUUUCUGAUAAACACUUUAACACUGAAUGAAAAAAAAAAAAUUGUGUGUGCACUUUUUUCUUAUUUUACUUUAAAAUAGACACACCAAACAUGUUUCUAAAUAAAUGUAAUAUGGAAAUCUUUCUUUUUCUCCUCCAUUCUCAGUGAUGAUAUGGUUGUAAAUUCUUAUUAUCUGAUAAUUUUUAUCAGAUCUUUACAAAUUAUAAACUUAUUUGCAACUCUGUUUUCAGACUAUCCCUUCUAUUAUAA
Molecule: messenger RNA, 2240 nt
Organism: Pan troglodytes (chimpanzee)
Lineage: Eukaryota; Metazoa; Chordata; Mammalia; Primates; Hominidae
Gene: RAET1E
Product: retinoic acid early transcript 1E
Exons: 5
Coding region: 139-906 (255 amino acids)
Biological process (GO): antigen processing and presentation of endogenous peptide antigen via MHC class I via ER pathway, TAP-independent; positive regulation of T cell mediated cytotoxicity; antigen processing and presentation of endogenous peptide antigen via MHC class Ib
Cellular component (GO): external side of plasma membrane
Source: RefSeq, a predicted model, not a curated record